AAUGGGAGGAGGGGGUUGUUUCCGCGCAGCCGAGCUUCCGUCACCGUCGCUGGCUCCCUUCUCUGUCAUUGUCGCGUAACACAGGAAAGAUCUCAAGCUUGCAACUGCAACCAUGGUUGGUAACAGUGACACCGAACACAGCACAACACAGAGGUGGCGAUUCACCUGGGAAGCACAAUCGCCUACCCCAACACUUCGCCUAUUGCUCUUCACCACCGACACCACCUUCAACCCUUCCCUCCAAUGCUACAAUCUCAGUGUCAAAUUUACUUCCCCACACUCUGUCCUAUCCGUGGAAUGGUCUGACUCUGAUGGCGCUGCACCCUCCAAGCUCAGCGUUCCGGUUCCAAGGGUUUUGGUUGACAGGGAGUCACCGGUGAUCUUCCGGGCACUCAGCGAUCACAUUGAGGUGAAACUCUGCCUCCUCCUUCCUGUGAAUCACCCCAUCCUUUCCUGCCUGCCCGACGACCUCCAAAAUCUGUUGCCCGGUGCCUCCGGGCCUCUCAAAAUGCAAUCUGAUGUUGAAAGUUUAUCUUCUAAAGGAGAAGUAGACUUCUAUUGCAGAAGAUGCUCAUUCCAAUUAAACAGAUAUCCUCUGAGGAAUUUUGUUGAAAUGCCAUCAGCGAAUUGGAGGGAGGUUGCCGACAACUGGUUCGGGGCUUGUUGUUGUUCAUUUGGUGGUAUAAGUGAGAAGCUGGUGGUAAGGUAUGCUAAUUCUUAUGCAUGUUCACAGGGGAUAUGCCUAUUGAGCUAUACAUCUGUCACUCUUUGCAAGGAUGAUCUGCUGGAAUCUAAUUUUCCUGAAGUGUGUGCACAAAAAGGGUGUGAUUCUGUCGUCGAUAACCUUGCAGAUGAAAUUGUCUGCAAAGCCACAAUAACCUCUGGAUUAACCAAGGAAAGCACCUCAACCUUCAAUCAUACUGAUACAAGUCAAGUGAUAUGUACUUUUAAUGAGAAUUCAAGGUUUACAUUUCCUCAGAAUGAAAAGCUUUCUGUGAAUUUGAGACAUGAAGUCACUGUGAAUAAGCCUAAUAAUAGUGACUUCUCUAAUUCACAUCCAGAUUCAGAUGGGGCUGAAGAUGUGGCCAUCACUCCUAAUUGUUGUGUUCAUAAGGCUAGUAUUCUUGGGGAUGAAGACAUGGAAAUUCUAGGAAAUAAGAGAUCUUUCCUCAAUGGGUUUCUUGAAGAUGUUUUCAUGGCUAGAUCUUCAAAUCUUUCAAGUGAUAUUGAUUGGCAUGAAUUUAAAUGCCCUCAAUGCAGGUCUCUUCUUGGAGCCUACCCCUGUUGUGAGGGCCUUGCUCCUGUAGAUGGAGGAGUACGAUUAAUCAAAUGUUGUAUAUCAACCUGUGUGCCAAAUGGAGGAUCAGGUGACAUAUUCAGCAACUAUACAGUAGACAGAAUGUUUGCAAAUCAGUUGGUGGAGUGUGCAAGUGCUGAAUCUUCCUUCCGGUUUGUUAUAAGAGAGCUAAACACUAAAUCCCCUGUCCUGCAAAUUGUUCUUUUAAAUCCAGACAAUUGGUCAUGUUUUGGCAGUUGUACAGGCACUGGGGAUGAAAAUAUACUUCCUAAAUUACAGUUACAGCCCAUCAUCAAGGUACUUUUUUCUGACUGCAUGACCGGAGAUGAAACUCAAUUAAGAAUAAUAGAGGAAUGGGCGACAAAGAAUUCGGCUGAAGAUAUUUUCAUGCUGACCCAACAAAUUGAAGAAUUGGUCAGGUCGUUGAUGUCAGCAAAGGAUAAAUAUCCACCUUCAUGUGCUUCCCUUCAAAGGUUAAUUUUGUCAUCUUUGCAACGAUAGGCGAUAACAAGCUUCUCAAUGACUCAUUCAUCUAGUCAUCUAUGCUUUGAUUAGUGAUAAAGAGCAAAUAAUGGAGGAUUAUUUUUGAAUGUACAAAAAAGAGUAGAUGGCUAUGGUUAAAUGAUAAUUCCGUGGGGUAAGCCAAAAUGUGGAUAAAUGAUCACAGCAUUGGAGUUGUUAGGCGACCCUCAAAUGAGACUACCAUGGAAACACUAAGAAUUUUGUAGUAAUUAUCCUGAGCUUAAGAAAUGCAUGAGGGCGGAAUUAUUUUCACAGAAGCUAUUUGAUCAUGGUGAAUUUACAUAUAUACAUUGGGGAAAAAAAGGGCUGAGCGUAGCUUUAGAUUCGAAGAUUAGAGAUCUAACUUGUAUUCCUUCAGAGUUCAGAUGAUCAGUAAGAGUAGUGUGAUGUCAUAUUGCCGUGCGUCUGGAGUUCUUGUUACUAUAUAGAUUUUGUUUAAAAUUGUAGGAUUAGUUUAUACUCCUUAAUUUUCUAUAUGUAUCCAUUAUUGUAACUGGCUGGGCUGCUGUUUUUCAAUGAAAUUGUAUUUACAAAAAAUGUAUUACAAAUUUCGAGACAUCAUGACAUGUAUGAUGUUAAAUGUUGAGGAUCAUGAGUCAAAAUGUCGAUGAGUCUUGUAGCUAUUAAAUUUAACCAUAGGAAAGUUUACACAUGUUCCAUACUAUCUAUUUGGAACAUUUAUGUUCCAAUCAGCAGAGGAGUUAAGAUAGAUUGUGGGCACUAAAUUAAGGUACUUGAAAAGAAACGCCUUUCAAUAUGGUCAAAUGGAAUUCUAAACAAGACCCUUUACGUGCUUAUUGAACAUGUAAAAGAUGU
Arachis duranensis is the source of this 2635-nucleotide messenger RNA. RefSeq lists its product as uncharacterized. Gene Ontology annotation, molecular function: ubiquitin protein ligase activity; ubiquitin conjugating enzyme binding; cyclin binding. Bases 113 to 1798 code for a protein of 561 amino acids. Gene Ontology annotation, biological process: protein autoubiquitination; proteasome-mediated ubiquitin-dependent protein catabolic process; protein polyubiquitination. The transcript is spliced from 6 exons. Gene Ontology annotation, cellular component: ubiquitin ligase complex; nucleus; cytosol. The record is from RefSeq and is a predicted model, not a curated record. Lineage: Eukaryota; Viridiplantae; Streptophyta; Magnoliopsida; Fabales; Fabaceae.